Molecule: messenger RNA, 714 nt
Organism: Salmo salar (Atlantic salmon)
Lineage: Eukaryota; Metazoa; Chordata; Actinopteri; Salmoniformes; Salmonidae
Source: RefSeq, a predicted model, not a curated record
AUGGAAAAGACCCAGGAAAUACAGCAGCAGAGCAGCUGUAUAGACCACUACACCACCAGCCCUGGACCACCACCACACCUGGACCACCACCACACCACCAGACCCAGACCACCACAACACCCCCAGCCCUGGACCACCACCACACCUGGACCACCACCACACCUGGACCACUACUACACCACCAGCCCUGGUUCACCACCACACCUGGACAACUACUACACCACCAGCCCCAGACCACCACAACACCACCAGCCCUGGACCGCCACCAGCCCUGGACCACCACCACACCUGGACCACCACCACAACACCCCCAGCCCUGGACCACCAACACACCUGGACCACCACCACAACACCCCCAGCCCUGUACCACCAACACACCUGGACCACCACAACACCCCCAGCCCUGGACCACCACCACACCUGGACCACUACUACACCACCAGCCCUGAACCACCACCACACCUGGACAACUACUACACCACCAGCCCUGGACCACCACAACAACCCCAGCCCUGGACCACCUCACCACACCACCAGCCCUGGACCACAACCUACACCACCAGCCCUGGACCACCUCACCACAACCUACACCACCAGCCCUGGACCACCUCACCACAACCUACACCACUAGCCCUGGACCACCUCACCACUACACCACCAGCCCUGGACCACCUUAACACUACAUCUGAACCUAAACAGGCAAAAACAGACUAG